GGAAAACGUCAGUCUACAAAGUAAAUUGCUUGUGGCUCUUAAAUUCGCCAUGGCAGGUUUUGUUCAAAUGGCUGCACUCCAAACAAAAUGUUUAUUGAAUUCAAAUGUAUGGCAAUUUAAAAGGAUACCACAACGCAGUGUCACUCUCUAUACACAAGGACAAUCGCCCGCACCAAGGAUACGUGAAUAUUUCUACUACAUCGAUCAUGAAGGAAUGUUAUUUUUGGACGAUGCCAAAAUGAAAAAUUUUACAUCAUGCUUUAAGGAGAAGCACUUCCUGAAAUUCUUCUUUAGUCGUUUGCGAUUAAAUGAAACACAAAGUUAUCCCAUGUUUCCAUUCAUCUCGCUUUGUGGUCGAGAAAGGAACUAUAUACGUUGUGAUGACACACCCAUUGUUUUUACGGAGCAACUGAUGAAGACCAAUGACUCUGAGGAUCUCUUGAGCUAUGCACAUGGAGGGCCAGCAUUAACGGUGGCUUUCCAACCACACAAAAUUUAUAUGCAUCCAGAAAGUGGCAGAGUUUAUCAUCCAGCUUGGUCAAAAGUAGGUGGCAUUGGACUAAUCCGUUCCAAGUUGGCCAUUGAGCUUAGCCAAAACUUUAUAUUUAGAGAAGGUGGCGAAACGCCAACACAUUUUAAUUGGCGUGAUACUGCGGUCAAACUGGAACACGAUUGGGUAAAGGAUUGUCUAAAGUUCGGCAUUAAUUAUUCAUGA
This is a messenger RNA of Drosophila grimshawi, 715 nucleotides long. RefSeq names its product UPF0598 protein CG30010. The transcript is spliced from 3 exons. NCBI's taxonomy places the organism in Eukaryota, Metazoa, Arthropoda, Insecta, Diptera, Drosophilidae. Bases 50 to 715 code for a protein of 221 amino acids. The record is from RefSeq and is a predicted model, not a curated record.